Geodia barretti is the source of this 1106-nucleotide messenger RNA. NCBI's taxonomy places the organism in Eukaryota, Metazoa, Porifera, Demospongiae, Tetractinellida, Geodiidae. The record is from the annotation of a GenBank genome assembly.
CUCCCCCCUUUUUCCCCCUCCCUUUCCAAACUCAAAAAAACGCUUUUUCCCCGCCCCCCAAAACCUCCUCCUCCCCCCACGGGGUUCCUUGUGGACCCUAACUCUCUGCAGAGACUCCUCCCCACCACAGUCGAUACUUUCCUACACAACCUCGGCAUCUUCAAAGAGGAUGCAGAGAAGCACCAGCUGUACUGCCAAGAAGUCAUUGAGCUCAGUGAAGACAUAUCUCUUAUCCUUAUCCUCCCUCCUUCUGACCAGGUGUGCACCCCUCCAGGCAGUACCGACCAUUUCGCAAAGCUCUCUGACUUUGUAGCUCUACCAAUCAACACCUUUGAAAUAAUGCAACUCUACACGUACCAGAAAUCAUUCAUGACAAAGUUUUCGACGGUGUCUGCUCGACUUGACAUCGAGCUCCUCACGUCACAGCAGAGAAUGAGAGAGGCAUUCUCCAAGGUGGAGGUGACUGCAGCGAAACAACUGAAGGAGCAGCUGGAAUCGUUUCAGGAGAGGACGGACGCGGCGUGGAAAGAGAUGAGAUGGAUCGAAGAUGCCGUCCAGAAGGGGAGGAAUCAGGCGACUGUCUCCUCCGCGUCCAGCCUCCUCCCCGUGAAGGUUUUGAGAGAUGUUACCAGAAUUAACCUUCCUGGUGGUCUGAGAGGAAGUCCAACACCAGAACCAAAUUCCGGCUAUCUUAGAGUGUUUCCUGCCUACACAACAGGACUUGUCAGUGGCACCAGUGUCAGACUCUUUAUCACAGAGUCAACUACGACGACUGAAGUGAUUCAUCUGGUUGUACAACAGCUUGAGAAGGCCCGUAUUGACAAGGGGAUCCCAGGACCUCCUCUCACUGAAGAAGACGUGGCAGGGUUCUAUCUCGUGGCUCGGCUAAACGGGAAAGAGACGGCACUGGACUAUGACUAUACACCUCUCCAAUUGCAGUCAAAUCCGCAGCAUAAGUGGCGGCUGCUAGUCAGGAGAGUCGCCGAGGAGAGAAGAACUUCCAGCGAACAGACGACAAGCGUCUAGCUCUCUCCUUGUUUAGAAAUAGUGUUCUUUUUUGUUCUCAGUGUGUGUUGUUUUAUAUUACCAUAAUUGUGCCACACCCU